Erythranthe guttata (spotted monkey flower) is the source of this 1282-nucleotide messenger RNA. Its product is annotated as protein HOMOLOG OF MAMMALIAN LYST-INTERACTING PROTEIN 5. Lineage: Eukaryota; Viridiplantae; Streptophyta; Magnoliopsida; Lamiales; Phrymaceae. Gene Ontology annotation, cellular component: multivesicular body. The record is from RefSeq and is a predicted model, not a curated record. Gene Ontology annotation, biological process: late endosome to vacuole transport via multivesicular body sorting pathway.
UACCUGCUAAACUAAUUUAAAAAAAAUUCCAUCUUGCUCGGCCGUUCUGACUUCUGCGAUGACGAGCGAAAAUGAACCGGCGAAGCUGCUUCUCCCUUACCUUCAGCGCGCCGAUGAGUUGCAGAAGCACGAGCCGCUCGUCGCCUACUACUGUCGAUUGUACGCGAUGGAACGAGGAUUGAAGUUUCCUCAGAAGGAGCGUACCAAAACCACCAAUGCCCUCCUCGUUUCCCUCAUCAAACAGCUUGAAAAGGAUAAGAAGUCGUUGCAGUUGGGGCCAGAUGAUCAUUUACAUGUAGAGGGAUUUGCGUUAAAUGUCUUUACAAAGGCCGACAAGCAAGACAGAGCUGGCCGGUCCGAUUUGAAUACUGCGAAAACCUUUUAUGCUGCGAGCAUUUUCUUUGAGAUCCUGUAUCAGUUUGGUGAACUUCAGCCCGAUCUCGAGCAGAAACAGAAAUAUGCAGCAUGGAAAGCAGUGGAUAUAAGGAGAGCUUUGAAAGAAGGAAGGACGCCAAAUCCAGGUCCUCCCGGUAGUGAGAAAGAUUACGGUGAUGAAUACGAUCUUGAACCCGUCGGACCUAAUUCAAGCAGAGUAGAUCCUUCCACAACAACUGCACCAGAUUCAGAUCAGACGUACGGCGAUAAUGUUACUUUCCAAAAUCCGACUGAUAUCUCGCCACAAUCUUCCGAUAUUACCCCUCCAAAUAUUUCGACCCCACAAAACAAUCCUACCGAUGAUUACCCGUCCGACAGUUUUCAUCAGCCUUUGCCCCAAACCCAUCCUUUUCAAAAUUAUCCAAAUUACAAAUCCGACCCUAACUUUACCGAGAGUUACCUUCCUACGGCUCCGUCACAUGUUCCUUCCUACUAUCAAGGCUCCGAUCCUCAGUAUUCAAAUUUGCCACCUCCAAAUACAUCUCAAUUCGUUUCCGUUGCGAGGAGUGGUAAUGUUCUAGAAGCUUCUUCACCGAGUACUACGCGGAAAUACGAGUACGACAGUAGCUAUGAGCCCUCGCCGGAGCAAAUAUCUGAAGCCCAAAAGGCUGCUAGGUUUGCUGUCGGUGCUCUGGCGUUUGACGAUGUUUGUGUCGCGGUUGACCAUCUUAAGAAGUCUCUCGAAUUGUUGACUAAGCCACCAGUCGGCAAGUGAAUUCGAUGCUAAAAAACAUUUUACUAGGUGAAUUUUUACAUGAUUUGAUUUCUAAAGAUAUUUGAUUGGCUUCACUGGAAUAUUCGUUUGUGCAAAUUACCAGGUGAUUUUAUCAUACUCCUUUGAUUCUUA